This is a messenger RNA of Lotus japonicus, 920 nucleotides long. Its product is annotated as stress-response A/B barrel domain-containing protein UP3-like. The record is from RefSeq and is a predicted model, not a curated record. Bases 68 to 715 code for a protein of 215 amino acids. Lineage: Eukaryota; Viridiplantae; Streptophyta; Magnoliopsida; Fabales; Fabaceae. The transcript has a single exon.
ACACUCACCGGCGUUCAAACCCCACUUCUUCCAAUGCCGGCCCUCCAGACAACGAUCUUCCAUCAAGAUGUCGUCGGCGGCAUCACACGCCGUUGAGCACAUCGUUCUCAUCAGGGUCAAAGACGAUGUCGAGCCCUCUAAGGUCAACGACAUACGCUCCCUCGCGACAUUGGACCAGGUCCGCCACCUCACGGUGGGGCCAGUUCUCCGCAGCCACGCAACCACCACCAACGCCACGUCAGACCUCCGCUUCACCCACUUGCUCCACAGCCGCUACGACUCAAAGGAGGAUCUCGAAGCCUACAAUGCGCACCCUCGCCACCUCGGCGCCGUCAGGGGCUCCCUCUUCCCUAUCUGCGGCGACCUCAUGGCCGUCGAUUGGUUCGGCGACGAAGACGCGCUUCCCCCGCACCCGACGCCGGGGUCUGCCAUCCGGGUGAGCUUCUUGAAACUCAAGGACGGCGCCGGCGGCGAAGUUAAGGACGAGGUUUUGGAUGCUGUCCGAAAAAUGAGGGGCGGUGGCGGGGCGAUUAGCGGCUUCUCUUGCGGCGGAAACUUCUCGCCGGAGUGGGCGAAGGGUUUAUCGAUCGCUUCGCUGGCGGUUUUUCCGGGAAGGAAGGAAUUGGAGGAAGUGGAUCCGAAUGAGUGGUUGGUUAAGGUUAGGGAGCAUUUGGAAAGUGUGGUGGUGGUUGAUUAUGUGCUUCCUUUAGAGUAAUUCAAUUUUUUUGUCUAAUGUAAUCAAAAUAAAUGUAUUUAAAAGUAUUAAGCUAAUAAACUUAGUUGGAUUUGCUUAUAAGUGAAAAUAUGUAUGUUAACUUAGAAAACCUCUAUUAUGUCCCAGUAUGAUAGCUCAAGUGGUAGGAGUUGGUGACAUAUAAGUUGGAUAGGGGGAGGUCCAUGGAUCGAUUCCUCACGGGUGC